AUGUCUGUCGCCACUCUGCCACAGCCAGCCAGCAUGGAGGCGGAGCUUUUCACAUCCAAUCCGGUCGUGACGGGGGGUGGUCGGUUGACGUCAACGAUAACUGAUGAGAUUGUGCAACGCGCCAGCUGCAGCAGGCGGCCCGCUCAGCAUGAUCCUGAUGCCCAAAUCAGCGCAUCACCAUUACCAUCACCUUCACCUUCACCGUCAUUUUCACCAUCGCCAUCAGAAGAAGCAUCGCCAGCUCCUUGCUGCCGAGUCCCUCCCCGCAACCCACCUCUCCUCGCCCUCGCCCUCGCCCUCGCCCUCGCCCCGCUCACUCAUUUCCUCGCUGCUUUGCUUUUCCGCCUUCCCUAUGCGGCCGCCGCCAAGUUCGCUCAGCCCCCCCCCCUCCCCGCCCGUGCCGCUUCGACAGGCCUGGAAGGACCUUUUUCCGGCGCCAACGCCAUGGUUGCAAGUAUCCUCUGA
Ustilaginoidea virens is the source of this 465-nucleotide messenger RNA. RefSeq lists its product as uncharacterized. The transcript is spliced from 2 exons. The record is from RefSeq and is a predicted model, not a curated record. NCBI's taxonomy places the organism in Eukaryota, Fungi, Ascomycota, Sordariomycetes, Hypocreales, Clavicipitaceae. Bases 1 to 465 code for a protein of 154 amino acids.